UGCGCCGGCGCGUAGUCGGGGACGCCGGGCUGAGCUUUUGCUAGGGAACCAACUGUUGCCGCCCCGCCCCCUCGAGGGUGUUUGUGGUGUUAACUGUCGCAGUGGCAGGGGCUACAGCGCCGGGCGACAUGCCGGUGCGCUUCAAUGGACUGAGUGAAUACCAGAGAAACUUUCUGUGGGAAAAAUCGUAUUUGUCAGCAUCCUGUAAUUCUGCAGUGGGGCGAAGAUACCCGUGGGCUGGACUUAGAUCAGAUCAGUUAGGAAUCACAAAAGAACCAAGUUUUAUUUCAAAAAGAAGAGUUCCUUAUUAUGACCCACAGAUUUCAAAAUCUCUUGUGUGGAAUGGAGCUAUUUCAGAGGACCACGUGGUGGUUUCACCAAAACCCGAAGCCCCAGAAACACCAAAAUCACAAGAGGCAGAACCAGAAGAAGAUGUUAAGCACGAAAGAGUUCUUUCAUUAGAAGCCUCCCGGGUUCCCAAGAGAACCAGAUCUCACUCUGCAGACUCCAGAGCUGACAGGGCUUCAGAUGUUGUGGAAAAUAAUGAGGAUGUAAUAAAAAACCACACACCAGUUAAUGAAAAUGUGGAACUUGAACAUCCUGCCAAACCUCUUUCAGAAAAUGUAGAUAAUGGGUUGGAUAGAGUUCUCCGUAAGAAAGCUGGAUUGACCGUUGGUCCUUCACAUAAUGCCUUGAGAAAUUCUGAAUAUCAAAGGCAGUUUGUUUGGAAGACUCCUAAAGAAACUGCUCCAGUUUUUACAGCCAAUCAGGUUUUCUACAAUAAAAGCAAGUUUGACCCACAGUUCAAAGGGAACUCAGUUAUCCAUGAAACUGAAUACAAAAGAAAUUUCAAGAGUUUAUCUCCAGUGAAAGAACCAAAAUUAAGAAAUGAUUUGAAAGAAAACGGAAAUCUUGAAGAAGAGUCUCCUGAAAGAAAGUGUAAUAAAACAGAUGAUCCUUUAAAAUUAGAAGCAGAGAUGGAAUCAAAAGACUCAAAGCAGCCUAAAAAGAAGCUUACCCCUUGGAGACAUCAAAGACUUGGGAAGGUGAAUUCUGAAUAUAGAGCAAAAUUUCUGAGCCCAGCUCAGUAUUUAUAUAAAGCUGGGGCCUGGACACGAGUGAAGGAAAGCAUGCCGAACCAGGGUUCUCUAAAUGCCAUGUGGUAUGCGGAGGUUAAAGAACUCCGAGAGAAGGCUGAGUUUUAUAGGAAACGAGUUCAGGGAACACAUUUUUCUCGAGACCAUUUGAAUCAGAUUAUGUCUGAUAACAACUAUUGUUGGGAUGUUUCCUCGACCACGAGCUCAGAAGGAACCAUUAGCAGCAACAUCAGAGCACUAGAUCUUGCUGGAGAUCCCAGAAGCCAUAAGACUUUGCAGAAAUGUCCUUCUGCAAAACCAGAAGAAAAAGGACAUACCUUAGAAGAACAGCCACAGAAAAAUACCACGAAAAAAUUAGGCAUGUCAGAGUCUCCCACUGUACCUGUUAGAAGGCGACUGGCUUGGGAUGCAGAGAACACCAGUGAAGACAUACAGAAAGAGCCCAGAGGGGAGGAGGAAGAAAAGGAGAGGGACAAACAGGUUUAUGUAGAAGAGUUAGAGAAGUUGGAUGUACAUGAGAAAUCUAAGCCAGACAAGAUAAAAGAAGGGUCGGAUUCUUCUUCCGUAUCCUCAGGAAAAGGAGGCAGACUUCCUACUCCAAAGUUGAGAGAACUGGGUGGAAUCCAAAGGACUCAUCAUGACCUUACUACUCCAGCUGUUGGUGGUGCUGUUUUAGUUUCUCCAUCUAAAGUGAAGUCUCCAGCUUCAGAACAGAGGAAAAGAUUGACUCCUCAGGAUGGCCUAGAAACUCCCAAAACUGUCUUAACUAAGAAAGAGAGUCGUGCUCUAUCCCUGUUAACUUCCCCUGCUGCUGGUAUUAAAACAGUCGAUCCCCUACCUUUACGGGAAGAUUCUGAAACCAGUAUCCCCAAAUUUGCUGAGGCAGCUCUUCCAGUUUCAAACAUCCCAGAAUACCCAACAAACACCCCUGGACAGUCGCAUUCUCCGCCCUACGCUUCAUCUUACUGGCACCCCUCCCGUCGAAUUCAGGGUUCUCUGAGAGAUCCAGAAUUUCAGCAUAAUGUGGGAAAAACAAGGAUGAACAAUUUCCAAUUACCUCAGCAUGAAGCCUUUAACGAUGAAGAUGAAGACAGAUUGUCUGAGAUUUCUGCUCGCUCUGCAGCUUCUAGUCUCCGAGCUUUUCAAACUCUGGCACGAGCUCAGAAAAGGAAGGAGAAUUUCUGGGGCAAAACAUAAAUCUAGUUGAGUUGCUUUUAUCUGGGGACUCAUUGGCAUAAUUUCCCCUCAUUGUUUACUUUGUUAAGGCUUUCUGACUGUUCACAUUUUUUUCUGAUGUUUAUUACUUUGAAAAAUUGCUUUUUUCAGUAGUCAGUCCAGUUUACUUGGAAAUUUUUUAACAUAUGUUUAUUCAAAUUUAAGUUUUGAAGAAUUAGUUUUACAUCUAUCCCAAAGUACAAAAAUGUAGAUUAUAUAGUUCUUCACAUGUUCUAACUUUCAUAUUGGUGUCAGGGAAGCUGGUAGAAUUAUGAAUUUUACUCACCUAGAGACUAUUACACGAAGUUCAAGUGAAGAAUUAAAGAGCCAGAUGUGGAGUAUGUAUUCCCCUCAGAUUGGCUACAUGUAUCUUUCUAAUUGUAAAUGUCAUACAAUGAAUUUAUUAUUCCUUUAACUUUUGCCGAAGUGUUUCUUUUUAUUUUAGUACCUUCUGUAUGUGGUUGCAGUGUUAAGAUAAAUGUAAUUUGGAAAUUACCAGCUGUAUAUAUUUUUCUUAUUUAUGUAACGAAAUUUGCUGAGGGAGGAUAUGUAUAUUUUUUGACCUUUGUGUGUAUUCUAUUUGUAUAAUGACCUUGGCUUACAUUUGAAUAAUGUCUGGAUUUUGAAAAAUUAUUUGUAUAAUGGCAAAUUAAAAAUUUGUAGACAUUUU
Messenger RNA from Tupaia belangeri chinensis (Chinese tree shrew), 2982 nucleotides. RefSeq names its product stabilizer of axonemal microtubules 6 (gene SAXO6). The record is from RefSeq and is a predicted model, not a curated record. Gene Ontology annotation, biological process: retina development in camera-type eye; negative regulation of centriole replication. Lineage: Eukaryota; Metazoa; Chordata; Mammalia; Scandentia; Tupaiidae. Bases 129 to 2294 code for a protein of 721 amino acids. The transcript has 15 exons. Gene Ontology annotation, molecular function: microtubule binding.